Messenger RNA from Seminavis robusta, 3113 nucleotides. The record is from the annotation of a GenBank genome assembly. Lineage: Eukaryota; Bacillariophyta; Bacillariophyceae; Naviculales; Naviculaceae.
CUGCAACAAGAGAAAGAAAGCUCUUCUAAAGAGACAACACUACUUUUAGCCCUCGCUUUUCUAGACUGCAUUGUUAGUAAGAACCAUGUUGGCUCUAGCACCCAGCUGUAAGGAUACCCCUCGGGUGGUUGUCCCACCAGCUCCCCAGCAGAGAGCGCCCAUGCCAGCGGAUCUUCCUUUGCCAAUGAGUGGAGGAAUGAGCCAGAGCGAGCACCAUCAGUCUCGUCGUGACGCUCGUCGUAUGGGUCGACGAACGUCCUUGUGUACCUCGGAACGACGCGGUUCCAGUAGACGAUUGCUCUCGAUAGCGGCAGCUUCUAGUGAAGAAGAGUCAGAAUUCCAGACCAACAGGAGCAACAGCAACGGCAGACGCAAAUUGAAGGAAAAGAAGCAACGGUCCAGUCGCAAUCUAUUGCAGCAACAGUCACAACAGGCACAACAACAGGCACCCACCAUUCAACCCCAACCCCAGCGGUCAGCCAGCAGUCGACGCUUGAACAAACGGACUCCCUCUGCGACGAAUCUAUCCUCUCUGAGUCAAAGCAACCGGAGGACGCCCUCGAGUCGCAAUCUCAUGGUGGACGCGUCCAAUCGAACGUCCAAGUCAGCCGCCAGUGGUAAGAGCGGUGCCAGUGGUAAGAGCGGUGGCAGUAGUGCCCCCAAAAAGACACGCAGCAAAGUGCCCUUGGCCAAAAGAGGCAAGAGUCACAGUGAUGUCUCCGCGGCAACGCUCUCCAAAAAGAAAAGCAGCAGCAACAACCUGGCCCAGAGUGAACAUCUUCCUCGGUCCAAGCCGUCCCCGUCGCUCACCAAAAAGAUCAAAGACAAGCCUACAACGAAGAAAACCAGACCCGUGUUGACCAGGAGCAACAGUUUAGACAGUAAGCUUAGUGAGAUUGAAGUCGACAUUGAAGUCGACAAGAAGAACACGGAUGCUAAGGUCAAACCAGCGUCACUCUUGACUGUCACUCGAACUUCGUCCAAGAAAAGCAAGAAACGAGCUUCUACGACAGGCGUCAGGAGGCAAAAGAGCAAGAGUACCAAAGAAAAGAUCAGUAGCAGCAGCAACCAUGGUGAUAGCCAACGACCAACCCUUCAACGAAGCAACAGUCUGGACAGUAAACUGAGUCGUCAAAACGAAGAAGAAGACAAGCCAAAGGACAACCCAAGACUUUCGUUGACAUCAAACAAAAGGGCAUCGUCCAGGCGUAUGAUCGACAAUAGCCACAGCAACAAGCCCCAACGAAAGAGAUCCGAGUCGCUCGUUCGCAAGAAUAGCACUCAGAGACUCCAGCAAAAGCAACAAACCGACACCAAUGUGAGCAACGACAAACCUCUAAAGUCACAACGAAACAGAUCCGAGUCGCUUACUCGCAAGGCAAGUCUGAGGUUACCCAAACAGCCACAACAACAAGAUUCUCCCCCUCAAGACGGCACAAGCGAAAAGCCUCAGGAGUCGGACCAAAAACGACCGGCGUCUCUGACUCGCAAGGCAAGUCUCAGGUUACCCAAACAGCCACAGUCACAACCGGCGGAACCAUCAGAUGACAACGACAACAAGGCCAGCCACACACGGCGAACACUCCUGGUCCGAAGCAACAGUUUGGACAGCAAGCUCAGCAACCUGGACGAUAGCAAAAACAACAAUCACAACGACAAUGACACGGCUACCAAGGCCGUGACCUUUUCCAAACCAAAAGCCACGACGACAAAACCCAACAACAUUAGCAGCAGCAGUGCUCACGACAAGCGACCCACACGACCCCAGCGCAAAAAGUCCUCUGCAAACCGAUUGUCACUCGUCGACUUGUCGUCCAAACGACCUGUGCUCGUGCGAAGCAACAGUCUAGACAGCAAGCUUUCCAGCUUGGCAGGAGGAGAAGACAAUGAUUACAGCAGCCGAACCGAAAAGACGGCCAAUACAUCCUCCACCAAGAAAGUGGUGGAACCACCACCACCGGCGCGCCCUUCUCUCGGGCCCAAACGACCGAGCAAACGAACCUUGGCGAAUUGCCGACGAUCGUCUCGACGACGCAUCCUGCAAGCGGCACAAGAAGCACAAGGAGAUGACGACCAGGAGGCGGAAGCUAAUGAGAGUGCCGAGGAACCAUCAGCACAAGCUGCAGAUCCAUUGGCAGGUUCUCUCCAAUCCAAUUCGAUGGUCGGCGCACCCAUCGAGCACGCGGCGUCGGUCGUACGACGGUCACGAGGACGCAGCAGUCGCAGGCUCCUGGGAGACCAUCUUGCCGCCAGCAAUGAUCCCACGGCCAUUGUAACGAAUGGAUACUUUCUUCGCCGCAGCAACAGCGUCGACAGUCGACGCAUGCCGCCCCAAGUUGACGAUGACGACAAGAAAGAAGAAGAUGAUGUGAAGAAAGAAGACGAUGCCGACAAACAAGAACGAGAACGAAGUAUGUCUCGCAGUCGGAGUGCACGACGUGUCUCCAUGUUGGUCCACAAGACGGCGGAUCAUGCUUUGAAGAUGCACUUUGAACGCGCGGCUGCUGUGGAAGAAGCCAAGACCAUGAAGAAGGAAAAGAUCUCCAACCUUCAAAAGAAGUUUCAGACACUGGCCCGAGAGCAGUCCAAGUUCGCGGAUACCAUCAUGGCCAAGAUGGCGCUGUUGAGUCGGGUGCCCCUUGCCAGCAACAACAACACUGGAGCUGUCGCGGCAGCUGUCGCGCCGCCGACAACCAAGGAGGAUGCUGCGGGAUUGGCAGCCAGCGCCAGCGUCCCAUCACUUUGGCGCAUUGGCAAUGCUACCAGACCAGCAGCACCCACAACAGCCACCAAGCCACCACCCAAGGCCGAUGGCCGCCCCUUGGCUGCAUUGAAGCGAUCAACGUCCAUCACGGACAUGGCCAAACGAAUGAAAGAUCUAGGGGCCAACUUUCGAAUGUCCAAAAAGCAAAUGGAGGACGAGUCAGAGGCCACCAACAACAGCUACGCCAAUAAUGGAGAGCAGCGCCCCACGAGAAGAACGUCCUUGGAGCACUUGACGAGUGAGAUUCCACUCUUGAUGACAAUGCCAACGAUGACGACAUCGGCGUAAUAAUCAAGUGUGUUUCCGUAGUUUGGUAUAAGAAGCUAGCUAAAACGACUAUUGGAUUCGA